AUGGUAGAUGAAAACAAUGGUUGGUGUGGUGUGCAUUUUUUCGUUAGUGUGGAUGUGUUGUUGACGUUUGAGACUGUGAAGUUGUCGGAUUUAGAGGGACGCCCGGGGCAUCCGCAGCGGCGUAUUGCGCUGGUGGAGGGUCGGGCCGUCCCGGUGACGUCGUACCCGGCGGCCACGCUCUUUCUUGAGACGCUGCGGGCGAGCGGCAACGCGGUGUCGGUGGUGGCGCCGUGGGCCCCGGCGGUGACGGCGUCGAUCCUGCGGCUCUUUGGGUGGGACGCGUACGGCACCUGCCCGCUGCGGCCGGAGCCCGGACUGGACGCGUACCGCCUGUCGUCGGUGGGGUGCCACGUGGAGGCGUACGGCCGGGCGGUCGUCGUCGUCCCCGCCCGCGAGAAGUGGGACGCGGCGCUGUGGCCGCAGACUGUCGAGGUGCGGCAUGCGGCGGGGCAGCCGGCGGCGUCCCUCGCACUCGUGCGGGCCCUCUCCUCUUGUUUGCGCCUCGCUGAGUGCCGCGUGCGUCUCCCACACACCGCCGUUGCAGCCGGAGCCGCCCUCACACGGGCACAGCUCUUCGCCCCAUACCGUUUCUGCAUCGCAGACACUGUGGCCGAAGUUUCCCGUGUGGCGCUGCUUAUUAACGAACAUGGAGGUAGUCUGGUGACACGCUGCGAGGACGCUACACACUACGUCGUUCCAGACCCAGAUACAGCCUUACUAUGUACUCUUCAAAAACCAAGGCUGUCCACUUCACACAGAGAGAGAAGCUCCUCUUCCUCCACCUCCACUUCAUCCUCCAAUACGUCUGUUGACUCUUCCAUCGAAAAUGAGGAUGAAAGUAUUCUCUCAGAUGGAGAGGGAGAAAAUGAAAUUUGGGUAGAUGAUGAGGAGGGUGAAGAUGCUGGGAAUGUCGACUCGCCGUUGGCGCAGAUGGAUCAGACGGUGACUCUUCAUGAAGAAGAAACUAGUAACACCACUACCAACAAUGACAAUAAAAACAAAACCAAGAAGAAAGAUAAUAAUUUAGGUUCACAUCUUCCUGUUUUACCAGAUAUUAGUGAAAACCAGAGGGCUUCCGUGAGUGGUGCAUCUACAGGAGGAUUAAAAAUGACGACGACAACGACAACAACAUCAUCGUCAUCAUCUCAAACAGUUACAGCAAGUACUGUCACUACCCGCUGGUUGAAAGACUGUGUAGAUGGACUUUUGGUAUAUCCCCCACAAGUGGCUCAUACGAGUGAUGACAGCUCACAGUGGAAUAUUUCCGUCUUGCUAUUAGCUGUACUUCUUCCUCCACCAGACGCGGAACCUAUUUCUUUGUCUCAAAUAAACAGUAUUGCAGAACAUUAUGGUUUUCCACCUCUGCAAACAUCACAGACAACAGGUGGUGUUGACUUGGCCACUAUUCUUCAGAAACAGUGGGGAACAGCAUUACGUAUAGAAGUGAAGGGAGAAGACCUAUUUCUUUCUCAUCCUCCCAUUCCGUCCAAUGAAGACGGAUAUGAGUUGAAAAGACAAUUUGAAUUUAUUGCUGAUGCAUUUUGUGAUACAUGGUCGACAGCUAUGCGAAACAAACGGCUUCGUAAUACAAUAGAAACAGGUACACAAACUGCUGUGGUAGUGACUGCAGUAGCUGAGACAAAUACUGAUGCUAUACCUACAUUUUUAGAAAGUACUUCUGUGGAGGCACAGCCUCAAGGGCGAACACUCUUAAAGCGUGCAUUAGCUCCUACAGAAUGGGCAAAAGAACUGGACUUUUCUUAUCCGACAAGCACAACAUCACGUCCAGUAGAAUCCUUAGUGGCAUCAGAAAGUACAAAUGGUCUAGCAGUGGUGACUGAACCGCCACCAGUAUGGGAAACAUCACCAGAGACCUAUAAAGCAAAUAUCUCUAGUGAAGAGAGCAAAGGAAUUGGUGUACUACAGACACAUGAUGAUGUAAAGGAAACGACUAUAAUUGAUAAGGUAAAAGAACCGGAGGAUGAUAACAAUGAGUAUAUGAUGUGUUUUAUUCCUACUGAUGGACUCGGAAGUGAUCAGGAGACAUUAGAUAAAGAUUCUUUGCUACGACAACCACCGUUCCGAAACUAUCCAAUGAAGCUUACUAUUGAUGAACGUGGGAUUCAUUGUCUUUUUGUUACUUCUCUUGAUGCAAAAAGGUUUCGUCAGGAGGGUUAUGCAGAAGUACGUAAUCGUUUCUUACCUAUUUUACCAGAGUAUGAGAGUGAAAACCUCUCAUCUAUGGGGUCUCGAAAGCGUCGUCGUAGUCGAUCACCAGUGAUAAAAAAAUCAGGAAGCAGUUCAUCAAGGAGUAGUCGCAAAGAUUCAUCUUCUAGUGGUCACAAUUCACAGUCACAGUAUGGGUUCUCAGAUGCAAGAAAAUCAGGAGAUAUCGUUACUAGUGGUGAGUUAUCAAAAAGUGAUAUGGAACUUCUGAAUGAAAUAGGUGCAACGUAUGAUUUUGCCCUUCAGAAAGUGGAUGUGGUAGAGCAUUACGCUCUUAAUGACCUUGCAGAUCCUGUGUAUCGCAAGCAACAGCAUCAACUUCUUCGAGUGGUAGCUAAAUUGAAAUACAUAAAGGCAAACUCUGUUUAA
This is a messenger RNA of Trypanosoma theileri, 2595 nucleotides long. Its product is annotated as repressor activator protein 1. The transcript has a single exon. The record is from RefSeq and is a predicted model, not a curated record. Bases 1 to 2595 code for a protein of 864 amino acids. NCBI's taxonomy places the organism in Eukaryota, Euglenozoa, Kinetoplastea, Trypanosomatida, Trypanosomatidae.